Messenger RNA from Thlaspi arvense, 1069 nucleotides. Lineage: Eukaryota; Viridiplantae; Streptophyta; Magnoliopsida; Brassicales; Brassicaceae. The record is from the annotation of a GenBank genome assembly.
CAAAAAUUACAACCUAAAGUUUCCGUCUUCCUCUCUACCUCCGAAAUAACAGUUCACACACUUCACAGCAUUUCUCUUUUUGAUUCACUCAAAGCCCUAAAAAGCUUCACGCAGGGUUUAAAGGAAAAGUGCUUCAACGCCCUUUUUGUUGUUCUUCCCUCUCUCUCUAUCUUCUCAAACUUGCAGCCUGCAGACUUCACAUCCUCAGAAACCGGGCUCUGAUUGAAGAUGAACUCACUCGCAAUCCGAGUCUCCAAGCUUAUCAGAUCCUCUCCAGUAUCUCCUCUAGCAGUAACUGCUGAGAGAGGCUCGAGAUCGUGGUUCUCGACUGGUCCAAUCGAUGAAGGUGUGGAAGAAGAUUUUGAAGAAACCAUCUCAUCAGAGAGACCCGAGCUUCAGCCUCAUGGAGUUGAUCCCCGUAAAGGUUGGGGAUUUCGCGGUGUCCAUAGGGCGAUAAUUUGUGGGAAAGUAGGGCAAGCACCGUUACAGAAGAUCUUGAGGAACGGUCGAACAGUGACGAUCUUCACGGUGGGAACAGGAGGCAUGUUUGAUCAGAGGCUUAUGGGAGCAACAAAUCAGCCAAAACCAGCUCAAUGGCAUAGAAUCGCAGUGCACAACGAAGUUCUGGGCUCUUACGCUGUCCAAAAACUCGCUAAAAACUCAUCGGUUUAUGUUGAAGGAGAUAUUGAGACUAGAGUGUAUAAUGAUAGCAUCAGUAGUGAAGUGAAGAGCAUCCCUGAGAUUUGCAUUCGUCGUGAUGGUAAGAUUCGGCUGAUCAAAUACGGAGAAAGCAUUAGCAAAAUAUCUUUCGAUGAGCUAAAAGAAGGAUUGAUUUAGUCGGAGCAAGAAUAUUCCGGUGGCCGGAGGGCAGACUGACUCAUCGUUUUCCUGAGUAAAAUCGACAAAACAGUUUGGUUUUGCAACUUUUAGUCCAUUGUGAUUAUCAGGGGCAUCUAUGUCAUUUCGAUCAAAACUAAAUCAGUUCUGCGUCUGUUCGUUAGGAGAUUGGUAACAACAACAGUUAAUCAAAGAAGAAUUUAAAACACUUUAGGUAACAUUACGAUUUGGG